AUGUUACCCCAUGCGCUGAGGAGGAUGUCUAGUCGCUCCGCAGCGACUGCAGCGAAGAGGACAGCCGCCAUUUCUCAGCACCUCAUGGCUGCGUCAACCAGCGCAGGUCCGGCUUCAUUCGAGUCCAAUGCGGGCAUGCGGAGAUACAUUCUCAAUAGGGAGGCGAAGUUGAACGCGCUGAACACGGACAUGAUAAACCUGCUUCAACCCAAGCUGGAGGAGUGGUCUCGCUCCGACCUCUGCCAGGUAGUGGUUGGAUCCGGUAAAGGCCGAGGUUUUUGUGCGGGUGGGGAUGUUGCCUCGGUUGUGCAGGCCGCCGCAGAAGAGUCAACGCGCAGCGAAGCUAUCGAAUUCUUCAAGAAGGAAUUUGAACUGGACUAUGCCCUCGCGACAUUGCCGAAGCCCUACGUCACCAUCAUGGAUGGUAUCACUAUGGGAGGCGGUGUGGGACUUUGUGCCGGCGCACCAUUCCGUAUAGCAACAGAGAACACGAAAUUCGCGAUGCCCGAAACAAAGAUAGGGUAUUCACCCGACGUGGGGGCGACAUACUUCCUUCCGAGGCUGGACGGACAGUUGGGAGCUUAUUUAGCUUUGACCGGGAACACGAUAUCGGGAAGAGAUGUUUUUGAGCUUGGUCUUGCCACGCACUACGUUCCAUCAAGAAGAAUACCCAGCCUUCUUGACCGCCUUGCGUCUUUGGAAGCUGUCACGCUUGACAGAAUCAACCAGACGAUCGAGGAACUAUGUCCGGAGCGCUCAGACGAGCCUCCCAAUCGCCUCGUAGGACCCGCGCGAGCUCUGAUUGACUCGGCCUUCGGUUAUGAUAAAGUGGAAGAUAUCGUUGAGGAGCUCGAAUUACACGCGGAGAAAGCCCCGCGCGAGCUCGCGUCCCUGUCGAAGGAUAUCCUUGACACCUUGCACCAAAGGAGUCCGACCAGCCUGAAGGUUGCACUGCGUGCGGUUCGGAAAGGAGCCAGUUUGUCAUUGCUUCAAUGUCUGCGCAUGGAACUCGGCAUCGCUGCGGCCUUCUGCAGCGGCGCGAGUCCCGAUUUCAUCACCGGUGUGACCCAUCUCUUGAUUGCCAAGCAGGGAGGACGACCGGCCUGGUCACCAGACGCGCUGCAAGAUAUAUCCGACCAGCAAGUCGAAGACAAAUUCUUUUCGAAACAAAAAUCUCCUUACCUGCAGGAACUCCCCGAGUUAUCAAUCCCGGACUUCCUGGAUCGUACAACCGAGCGUCAUCCAGGAAGGUUCGCACUGCCUUCGGAGGAAGAGAUAGAGAAGGCGGUCGUGGGCGACCACGAGACCAGUGGUGAUAUGGCUGUUACGCUCGACGAACUGGUCGAGAAUUUCGCCACCUUGCGACCAGGCAAAGUCGGUGUAUCAGAGAAGAUUCUGGAAGUGGUGCAGCGGCGAUGCCGGGUCAGCGAUGAUGGGUACCUCGAAUGGGUACAUCGUAACUAG
Molecule: messenger RNA, 1464 nt
Organism: Punctularia strigosozonata HHB-11173 SS5
Lineage: Eukaryota; Fungi; Basidiomycota; Agaricomycetes; Corticiales; Punctulariaceae
Product: 3-hydroxyisobutyryl-CoA hydrolase
Exons: 8
Coding region: 1-1464 (487 amino acids)
Biological process (GO): L-valine catabolic process
Cellular component (GO): mitochondrion
Molecular function (GO): 3-hydroxyisobutyryl-CoA hydrolase activity
Source: RefSeq, a predicted model, not a curated record